AUGCCUCCUCCUGUACGCGCUGAGGUAGCGCUUGUAUCCCUCCAGAAUUGUCUGGUCAAUCUACCUCCGGGAUUGAUUGCGCUGAUUAGCAACACCAAUAUCCCAGCUCAAAAUGUUGUCGUCGAACUACAAUACCGGUCACAGACUUUGUCCUCUGGCGCUGUCUCCAGUGGUAAUAGUACUGGCUUUCAGCGCUCUGCCUAUGUUGGUUGGACUGGGAUGCCUAGCCGGACAAGACCGGCGUCACUUCUGAAUAAUGACCGAGCCCGACCUGGAAGCAGGGAACAGGAUGUCCAAACCGUCGAGAUUGAUGCGACAUUUGCGAAACUGCUUGGGCUCUCAGAGGGCCAGAAGAUUGGCAUAUUGGUCCAUCUUGACCCCCCUGUCGCUCACAGCAUCAAUAUUGAGCCACUGACACCUGCAGACUGGGAAGUUAUUGAACUACAUGCCACUUUCCUGGAAUUAAACCUUUUGUCUCAGAUCCGUGCACUUCCAAAUCCUGCAUACAGCAGCAAGACUACUGUUCAGGCAGAGCACACCCACCCCUUAACUCUACACUUAUCACCGACGUCAACAGCGAACAUUGUCGUCACUUCCUUGGUACCGCCUGUUCCAAAUACCAUCCCGUUCGCUAAAAUAGCUCCCGACGCCGAAGUCAUUGUUGCGCCCAAGACUCGGCCCAAAUCUAGUAGGAGCGAUAGGCGAGACGCAAGGAGCACGGCAAGCAGGCGAAGCGGCAAAAGCGGUGUCAGCAAUGCCCGAAACAGGACGGGUCCUGCGAGGCCUGCAUUGUUUAUGCGCGCGAUCGAUCGAACAAUGGCAGGCAGCUUCUUCGAUGAAGACAAAAGCAUAUCCCAAAGUCAUAAGCUGUGCAUCUGGCUCGGCAGCGAAGCCAUCGAGUCUGAAAAUCUAAGAGCUGCCACAUGGGCAAACGUCACUAUUAUCAAGCCGGCCGGUAUGCGAGCUCAGCUGGACAGUAGCCAAGUCAACCGUCUGAAGGAAGAAGAGAACAGCGAAGUUGGAAGACCUGCUUCUAAAGUUGUUGCCCAGGUCCUUCCUUGGGCAACGCCAAUCGACAGUAAUCACGCCGUUCUAUCGACGUCGCUUUGCAAAAUGCUCGGCGCAGAAGGGAUGGUUGGGAUCAUUGUCCGGAUUCAAGCUACUGGGCCGCCUUUGCCUCGCUACUCUGUCAAAAGGUUCCACUUCUAUCCCUUUCUGCCCGCGAAUUCGAAAAAGAAAGACGGCCUCCAGUUUGGCGGAGAUUCGAAAGCGGCGAAACAAGCACUGGCCGACAAAAUCCGACUGACAUUCGCUGGGGAGGACGGACUGCUGUCUGGGCCAAUCACUGAUGGGAUGGUUCUUCCAGCCUCUGGAGACUCCUCUUCUGUCGCAUCAUUUGAUGGCGGAAUCCUGCGGUUCCGUCGCCCGGCUGAGGUCGAGGAAGACCAUGACAAUUCUUGUCUGUGGGUGCUAGGGCAAGAGCAGGACCAUGAAUUUGAGAUCAAGGCAGAAGUAGCCCGGCCCGUGGAGCUGACGACCAUAUUCCCCACCUUCGCCCAUGGAAUACCUAGCAAGCUUCCCAAUCUGAUAGGCUUCGAUGGGAUCAUGAAGCAAUGCUUGUCCAGUCUGACUCUGUGCUCAUCUGUGUUGUUGACCGGCGGCGUCGGGUCAGGCAAGACUUCGCUUGCUCAUUGCAUAUCACAACGGCUGCGGGAGGAUUAUGUCUUCAACGUGACCUAUUUUGAUUGCCAGAAGCUGGUUACCGACGAAACCAGAGUCUCUACUGUGAAGGAGACUCUCACGAGGUUGUUCAUGUCAGCUUCUUGGUGUGCGAGACUAGGUGGACAAUCAGUUGUCGUCUUGGAUGACCUGGACAAGAUUUGUCCUGCUGAAACUGAGCUGGAAGUUGGCAACGACAACGGUCGCAGUCGCCAAAUUACCGAAGUGCUUUGUGCCAUUGUACGCCAAUAUUGCAGUAUUCACUCUGGUGUUACUCUUCUGGCCACCGCACAGUCGAAGGACUCGCUCAACAGCAUCAUAAUUGGGGGGCAUAUAGUAGGCGAUAUAAUCUCCAUCAAGGCUCCCACGAAGGAAAUCCGCCGGGACAUUCUUGCGUCUCUCACGAAUGAUGGACCGCAAGUUAGCAACCGUGGCCACCACCGAAAUCAAAGCGACACCCAAAGCAUGUCAGAGAGCUCCUGGAUGGAUCCAACAAACCCGUCCUCAAGACCAACGUCUUCCGCUUCAUCACCAACGGUUGAAGGCUUUCGUGUCGCGCCUAGCCUCGAUCUGCUCGACAUCGCUGGGAAAACCGAUGGCUACAUGCCUGCCGACCUCGUACUUCUCCUUGCCCGCGCCCGAAACGAAACACUCACGCGCAUAAUAUCGGAAAAUGACGACUCAGAUGCACCGCCCACUCUGACGAAGGCCGACUUCGACGCCGCACUGAAAAACUUCACCCCUUCUUCCCUCCGCAACGUAACAUUGACUCACUCCACCACCACAUUCUCCUCCAUCGGGGGUCUACACGGCACCCGCAAUACCCUCCUCGAAACACUCCUCUACCCAACAAAAUAUGCCCCCAUCUUCGCUCGCUCUCCGCUCCGUCUCCGCUCGGGACUGUUGCUCUACGGAUAUCCCGGCUGCGGCAAGACACUCCUGGCCUCCGCCGUAGCGGGUGAGUGCAACCUCAACUUCAUCUCCGUCAAGGGUCCCGAAAUCUUAAACAAGUACAUCGGUGCUUCCGAAAAGUCCGUCCGAGAUUUAUUCGAGCGCGCCCAAGCUGCAAAGCCGUGCGUCUUGUUCUUCGACGAAUUCGACAGCAUUGCGCCUAAGCGUGGACACGAUUCCACGGGCGUGACUGAUCGCGUGGUGAAUCAGAUGCUCACGCAGAUGGAUGGCGCCGAAGGACUUGAAGGAGUCUACGUGCUGGCGGCCACGAGUCGGCCGGACCUCAUCGACCCGGCGCUUCUGAGGCCGGGACGACUGGAUAAGAGCUUGCUGUGCGAUAUGCCAGAUAUGAAUGAUCGGCUGGAUAUCUUGAAGGCGGUCAGCACGAAACUGCGCUUGAAGCCCGAGGUUGAGAAUCGGUUACUCAGCGUCGCGCAGCGCACCGAGGGCUUUAGUGGCGCAGACCUCCAAGCGCUCAUGUACAACGCCCAUCUAGAGGCGAUUCACGACUUGCUGGGCGACAAGGUAUCGUCCGAUCAGCAAAAGGGUCGCGAGCUGGUCAACGGAACUAGUAACAGCAGUGGUGGUGGUGGCGGCGGCGGAGGCGGGAAACGCCGCAAACGCCACAGUAGCACCCAGGGCAAGCACGAUUUCUUCCACUUUCUGUAUUCGCCGGAAGAGGACGCUCUGGCGAGGAAGUCACUCGGCACGGGCGCCUCGGCGAUGGAGUCCAAAGCCGCCAUAGCCUCGAAGAUUGACGAGCUGAAACUCGCGCGCAAGCGCGAAAAGGCGGCCCUGAAGAACACCUUUGCCGCACGGCGCACAUCUUCCUCGACUUCCUACGACGGCAUGGCGGCUGACGGAGGAGACGCAGACGAUGCCGCCGCGGAGGCCACCGGCGGAGCCGGCAAGGACGAGGUGGUGAUCGAGUGGCGACACAUGGAGAAGUCGCUCGCGACGACGCGCAGCUCCAUCAGCCCCGACGAGAGGCGCCGGUUGGCGGCCAUCUAUCAGGAGUUCGUGGUCGGCAGGAACGGCGAGAUGCCCUCGGGCCAAGGCGGGAGCCAGGUCGGCGGCAGGACGAGUUUGAUGUAG
Messenger RNA from Fonsecaea multimorphosa CBS 102226, 3765 nucleotides. RefSeq lists its product as uncharacterized. Bases 1 to 3765 code for a protein of 1254 amino acids. Gene Ontology annotation, biological process: protein import into peroxisome matrix. The record is from RefSeq and is a predicted model, not a curated record. Gene Ontology annotation, cellular component: cytosol; peroxisomal membrane; peroxisome. Gene Ontology annotation, molecular function: ATP hydrolysis activity; ATP binding. The transcript is spliced from 2 exons. Lineage: Eukaryota; Fungi; Ascomycota; Eurotiomycetes; Chaetothyriales; Herpotrichiellaceae.